GGAAGUUUGUUGUUGUACUCAAAAAGAUAUGACUCACAAUAUAGUUGAAGUUUUGUAGACAAGUUGUUGUAAUCUUACAUUAACAUUUGUGGGGCUAAAAAAAGACCAAAAGAUCUUUAAUCUCUUCUCUCUAAGCACACUUUGCCACUCUUUGCAGAAGCAUCUUGGAGCUCUCAUAGGCCAAAAGGAUCAAUAUAAGUGGUAGAAUUAAGGGUUAUUUUCAGCUUCAGAAAAAAGUAUCCACAUGAAGAAAUUCUAUAAGAAAUCCAACAUCAAUUAGAAGAGAAAAAAAAGUAGAAAAACAAGGCCACAAAAAAAAAAAGGAAAAAUAAAAGAAGAAAGAAUCAAACUCUCAGUGGUUGUCAUUAUCAACAAGCAAGUGCAUCAAUAAUCACAAAACAAGAACAAAUUUUGAAGCAUAUACAUUGACUCAAGUGGCAUCAAAUUUCACACUACACAAAUAUCAAUAUGCAUACGCAAGAAACAGAAACACAAUAGAACUAUCUUUACAAAUUCAAAGACACAAAAUUUAUACAAGAGGAUUAAUGGGAAUGAAGAGCACAGGAGGAGAAAUAGUUCAAGUUCAAGGAGGCCACAUUGUAAGGGCGACAGGUAGAAAAGACAGACAUAGUAAGGUAUACACUGCGAAAGGUCCUCGUGAUCGACGUGUUCGAUUAUCAGCACACACAGCAAUUCAAUUCUAUGAUGUUCAAGACCGUCUCGGCUACGACAGACCGAGUAAAGCUGUUGAUUGGCUUAUCAAAAAGGCUAAGUCUGCCAUUGACAAACUUGAUCAGCUUCCACCAUGGAAUCCAAUUCCAAAUGCAACAGAAGAGUUACAAGAGGAAGAGAAUAAUAAUAAUAAUGCAGUAGAAACAAAUGAAAUGGUUAUUGCAGCAGAACAAUCAGAAUCUUCUGGUUACAAUUUGCAGCAGAACAAUCAUCAUAACCAUAACCAUUCAGGUUUCAUUCAAUCAACUAUUGAUAAUGAUGCUAUAGCAUUUUUUCCAACAACUUCUGUUGGUGAAUCUAUGAAUUUUCAAAGCUACUCUUCUGAUAUAAUCUCAAGAACAAACAACUCAACACAGGAUCUUGGUCUUUCUCUUCAUUCAUUCCAAGACAAUUCAGCUUCAAAUGAUCAAACACUUUUCUCUGGAUCAAAUCCUGUUGGAUUUGAUGCUAAUUAUAACAGGAUUGUGAAUUGGAACACAGCUGAUAUGAAUAGAACCGGGUUUAUGGUUAAUUCGCCUGCGUUUCUUGGCCAAGGUUCGACUUUUUCCGCCCAUAGGGGGACCCUUCAGUCCAGUUUUUCGCCAUCACUUCGUCCUUGGAAUGAUAUUCCAAUUGCGGAUGCCUCGGUGGAUCAUCAUAAUCACAAGUCUCAACAACAAAUUCACCAAGCUUCUAUCUUCGGUAGCAGGUUUCUGUCUGAUGCUUUGACAGGUUUCUGUAUUCCUGCUAGAAUUCAAGGUGAGGAUGAGAGCCAUGGAGUUGGUUCCGAAAGGCCAUCCUCUUCUUCUAAUUCUCAUCACUAACCAUUAGUAUGAACUUCACAAUGCUACAAUCUUCCAUUUCUAUCAGGGGUAUUGUCUACUAGCUAUGAAGACAUGGGAAGAUUAAGAUGGACACAUUUUGAUGAUACAAAAAAUUUAUCUUUGUGGUAUUAUUUAUGUUCUCUCCUUAUUGUAACCAUUUACAUUGGUGUUUUUUAUGUGUUUUUUAAGCAAUUGGAAGUGGGUUCACUACUUCCUUCGAACCAAUGCUGCUAGAUAUAUUUAAUUAUUAUCAUGUAUUAUUUCGUGAUAUACUUUACUCAAUUAAUACAUGGCUUUGUGCUGGAUUUUGUUUUGAUUCUU
Messenger RNA from Medicago truncatula (barrel medic), 1856 nucleotides. RefSeq names its product transcription factor TCP4. Bases 546 to 1535 code for a protein of 329 amino acids. The transcript is spliced from 3 exons. Gene Ontology annotation, biological process: regulation of secondary shoot formation. Gene Ontology annotation, molecular function: sequence-specific DNA binding; DNA-binding transcription factor activity. The record is from RefSeq and is a predicted model, not a curated record. NCBI's taxonomy places the organism in Eukaryota, Viridiplantae, Streptophyta, Magnoliopsida, Fabales, Fabaceae. Gene Ontology annotation, cellular component: nucleus.